AUGGGCGGCGGUGAAGUCCCAAAGGGCUUCCCUCAGCCUAACCCCACGACAUCUUAUUGGCAGCUCCCUCCCCAUGCCAUAGCCCACCACCGCACGACUCCUUCCCUGCCGACAUCAACCACGUUCGACUAUGUCAUCAUCGGAUCCGGCGUGUCUGGGGCGGCAAUCGCUCAUAAGCUCCUCUCCGGCAACCCCUCACUCUCCAUCCUAAUGCUUGAAGCUCGAACUGCGGCCUCGGGUGCGUCAGGGCGAAACGGCGGCCACUGUCGCGCCGGCUGGUGGCUGAACUUUAAGGAGUACGCGACCGCUUUUGGCGAGGACGAGGCCCUCAAGUUUGAGCGACUGGAAGAGCAGAAUGUCCACGACAUUGCCCGUUUCGUGCGGGAGCACAAGGUCGACUGUGAUUUUCAGGACGUAGAGACGGCGGAUGCCUAUUACACCGCGCGGGGCUGGGCCGAGGUGCUUGAUGUGAUGCGGUACAGGGAGGAGGUGAGUCAGAGAAGGCCCGACGUGCCAUCAUCUAUCGAAAGAAGGGUAUGGCACGGCCAGGCGGCGAGAGAACAUCUGGGCUUGCCCAAUGUCCUCGGGGCGGUCACUUACCCGGCACACACCCAGAACCCAUAUCUCCUCGUGUGUAGGAUGCUGGAGUUGAGUCUGGAGAGAGGACUCAAUCUGCAAACCAACACGCCUGCACUUGCGGUGAGACCGGUAUCCGACCACGACAUUGCCCUAUGGGAGGUUCACACGCACAGGGGCGCGGCUCAAGGCAAGCGGGUGGUUCUAGCCACGAAUGCCUACACGAAUGCCCUGCACCGAGGCAUCUCCGAGACCGGUUUCCUGACGCCCUCCAGAAGCCAAGUCACGGCCAUCAGGCCCAAGGAGGAUCUAUCCAACCAUCAAGCUCGGCACAAGAGCGUCGGCGUCAACGACCGGGGCUCGGGUGACUAUUUCAUGACUCGCGCCCCGGGUCUGAAAGGUGACGGCGACGUCCUGUACGGCGGCGGCCGGAGCGUGUCCAAGACAAGGGAGAUGGGAGUCACGGACGAUUCGACCGUCAAUGCGGAAAUAGCGGCAUACCUGAAGCGUGCGGCGCCAGAUGUCUUCGGACGGCAAACGUGGGGAGACCACAGUGUAGAGAUCCGAGAUUGGUCAGGCAUCACCUGCUACACGCCGGACACCUUCCCGCUCGUGGGCGAGAUUCCCGGUGAGAAGGGUCUCUGGGCAUCGGUGGGCAUGAAUGGUCACGGGAUGGCCAUGGCGUAUCGUAGUGCAGAAGCUCUGGUGUCGAUGAUGACCACUGGUAAGGAGCCGGACUGGUUUCCAAAGUCGUUCAGGAUAUCGCGCGCCUGGACGAAGUCAACGGUGGACUUGCACCCCGAGCAGUGGCUCUAG
Messenger RNA from Cladophialophora carrionii CBS 160.54, 1392 nucleotides. RefSeq lists its product as uncharacterized. Gene Ontology annotation, cellular component: cytoplasm. Gene Ontology annotation, molecular function: oxidoreductase activity. The transcript has a single exon. The record is from RefSeq and is a predicted model, not a curated record. NCBI's taxonomy places the organism in Eukaryota, Fungi, Ascomycota, Eurotiomycetes, Chaetothyriales, Herpotrichiellaceae. The coding region runs from base 1 to 1392 and encodes 463 amino acids.